AUGCAGCAGUUGACUGUUGGGGAAGACCCUGCCGAAGUGGGGUCCAAGAUCAACAACGACGAACACCCCAACAUCCACCUAUCUCUCAACACAGAUCCAAUCAUGCCUGAACUGAAAGCCAACGAUGGAAUUCAACUGCAAUAUUCAACACAUGGCUCAGCAUCAUCACCGCCACUGAUACUCCUCCACGGCUUCACGGGAUCAAGCGCAGUCUUCACGCGCAACGUGCCUACAUUAUCCAAGGACUACUAUGUCAUCGUACCCGACCUGCGCGGGCAUGGCCUGUCCGGUAAGCCCAAGGCUGGGUAUCAUGUCUCGCGCCUUGCCAUGGACCUGAAGAAUCUCAUCGAGCACCUCAAGUUCACAGAGGGUGAAGUGUCUGCCAUUGGUACAAGUCUGGGGGCUGCCAUUCUCUGGUCCUACGCCGAGCUCUUCACCACUUCAACAUUCAAGAAACUCAUCUUCGUCGACCAAGCACCUCUGCAAAACUACACAUCAGACUGGGGUAAAGAGUUUGGAAACCGCGGGUGUAAUAGCGCAGAAGCGCUGGAUCGCGUUCAACACCUUCUGGAGUUCGGACCCAAGGCUGCACACAUCGGCACAAUUUCUGCAUGCCUAGGCUACAGGUCGCAUCCUCAACCAGGCGACCCUACCAUUGGAUCCAAAGAGUGGGUAGAAGACGAAGAUUUCUUCCUUGGAGAGGCGAUGAACGGCGAUGGGAGGUGGUAUGGUAAACUGAUGAGUGAUCACACAUCGCUAGAUUGGCGAGAUGCUAUUGCGCAAAACUUCGGGCCAGGAAGCGGAAGUCAGACCCAAGUGUUGGUGGUCGCGAGUACGCGAAGUGGAUGCUUCCCUGCUGCUGGACCGCUCAAGGUGGUCGAUUUAGUUAAUGGCGGCAAGGAGGAUGGACUUGCAAAAGGUGUGGCUGUGGAAUGGGGGGGCCACUGGUGCUAUUGGGAGAAGCCUGACACGUUCAACGAGUUGGUAUUGGGAUUUUUGAAGUGA
Messenger RNA from Parastagonospora nodorum SN15, 1005 nucleotides. RefSeq lists its product as hypothetical. The transcript has 3 exons. The record is from RefSeq and is a predicted model, not a curated record. The coding region runs from base 1 to 1005 and encodes 334 amino acids. NCBI's taxonomy places the organism in Eukaryota, Fungi, Ascomycota, Dothideomycetes, Pleosporales, Phaeosphaeriaceae.